Messenger RNA from Glycine soja, 794 nucleotides. RefSeq names its product 17.1 kDa class II heat shock protein. Lineage: Eukaryota; Viridiplantae; Streptophyta; Magnoliopsida; Fabales; Fabaceae. The transcript has a single exon. The record is from RefSeq and is a predicted model, not a curated record. Bases 152 to 628 code for a protein of 158 amino acids. Gene Ontology annotation, biological process: protein folding; response to hydrogen peroxide; protein complex oligomerization.
UCGUGUUUCUCUCUGGAAGCUUCCAUUCUAUUCCUAUCACCCUUUUAAAUACCGAAAAUGCACCCCGCUACUCAGCACAGAACGAAGCUGCCAUCGAUAACAUAUCACACUUGAGACAGUUAUCUUUAUCUACGCAAGAGAAGAAUAGAAAAUGGAUAUCAGGUUGAUGGAUUUGGACUCUCCAUUGUUCAACACUCUGCACCGAAUCAUGGAUCUGACAGAGGACGCAGAGAAGAACUUGAACGCUCCGACGCGGACAUACGUGCGCGACGCGAAGGCAAUGGCUGCGACUCCUGCGGACGUGAAGGAGUACCCUAACUACUACGUGUUCGUGAUCGACAUGCCAGGCCUGAAAUCCGGGGACAUUAAGGUGCAGGUGGAGGAUGAUAACGUGCUUCUGAUAAGCGGCGAGAGGAAGAGGGAGGAGGAUAAAGAGAAAGAAGGGGCUAAGUAUUUGAGGAUGGAGAGAAGGGUUGGCAAGUUCAUGAGGAAGUUCACGCUUCCCGAGAAUGCCAACACCGAUGCUAUCUCUGCCGUCUGCCAAGACGGUGUGCUCACUGUCACUGUCAACAAGCUGCCUCCACCUCAGCCCAAAAAGCCCAAGACCAUAGAGGUUAAGAUCGCCUGAAUUAAUUUCUUCGUUUGCACUGAGACCUGCUAUCAUUUCCUCUUUUCCUUUUGUGUGUGCCAAUGCUUUUCUAUCUUUCCGUCUCUGCUUAUGGUCAUGAUAUGACACUGUAGUUUGAUCAUGGAUGAUAUAAUGCAUGCUUUUGUAUGAAUUUUUAAUUUCCUAA